GUCCUCUUCAGCCUUCUGGUUUGCGUCUCGUGAUCACCACUAGUAGAGAUGGCUCUAACCUGUUUACGAAACAGCGCGAAGCGGGUGUUGUAGUGUCCAAGGCAUUACCGACAGCGGCAGCUGAGUAUCCAACACCAUUGUCGCUGCCUCCACCCUUUGCCAAUUUGAAGGGCCUUGGUCGCUCGUAUGCCCGGAGUUACGAGGAAGAGAAAGUGUCGUUACGGGAUGCGAGCGGUGAUGAUUACAGCGCUGACGUUGGCGAUGAUGAUCGUCUGUCGGAGGUCUCGGAUGAAUCGGAUUGUUCCUCGGACAGCAGUGACUCCUCAUGGGAAUCGGACUGUUUUAUUACGCAUGGUUCUGGGGAGAUAGGUCCUAGACUGUUCACCGUUGUCGGUCACGGCGACGUGUGGGGUGACCUUGUGUCGCCUCCCUUCCUGGGUAACGCGGUCGGUUCAGCUGCUAAUUUUGGGCAAGUCAUGUAGCUUGAACUGCCACGGUGUGACGCCCGAACUACGGGGUAUAGAAUGAUAUCAUUUGCUGCUUGUGUGUAUUGAUAAUAGGAGUUAGCGUCGUUCACUAGGAAUAUGUCUUAAUGUUAGACGAACAUUUUCAUGAUGUGAUCACGAUGCUUUUUUGUAGUGUAUUGGAGUCGAGCCAGAACAUUUGAUGCGAAUAAUAUUCCUUUUUUCUGCUCGUGCUGUUACUGAUUAAUAAGGGAACUAUAUGAUUUGUUUGCUAUACCACACUUACUCUACUUGUUCUUUCUAUUCCUUCCGACUGAGAUUGUCGCUUGCGAGAAGCGAUGAUUACUUGUUGAUUGUUUGGUGGGAGUUUCUAUUGAUACUAUUCCUACUAUUCUUACUAAAUUUUCUGUAUGCUUUCGUCGAGGUUGAGGCUUGCGCUUGUACAUGACGCUUAUAGUGGAGUGCGAGUUCAGGGCAUAGCCACUACUGAUAGUGCUGCUGCUGUUCCUUAAUGAGGUUGU
This is a messenger RNA of Perkinsus marinus ATCC 50983, 985 nucleotides long. RefSeq lists its product as hypothetical. The annotation marks the transcript as partial. The record is from RefSeq and is a predicted model, not a curated record. The transcript has a single exon. Lineage: Eukaryota; Perkinsozoa; Perkinsida; Perkinsidae.